Molecule: messenger RNA, 3393 nt
Organism: Strongylocentrotus purpuratus (purple sea urchin)
Lineage: Eukaryota; Metazoa; Echinodermata; Echinoidea; Camarodonta; Strongylocentrotidae
Product: neurogenic locus notch homolog protein 1-like
Exons: 32
Coding region: 1-3393 (1130 amino acids)
Biological process (GO): establishment or maintenance of epithelial cell apical/basal polarity; heterophilic cell-cell adhesion
Cellular component (GO): plasma membrane; protein-containing complex
Source: RefSeq, a predicted model, not a curated record
AUGGAGUGUGACCAAGAAUCAGUGAUCAGAGUCACCAAUGGAGUAUGUGUGACUGUUCCUUCUUGCGAUGCUUUUGACCUCUCCCUGGCGAGCCAGUGUGCUUACACUAGCAGGACGGCAGAGUAUGCUCAUACCUGCGAGACUCGUAAUCCAUGUACCAUCGCUGACGAAUGCAGUGUGGGUGGACCAUGCGCAGGGGAGUACAGUUACCUCCACGUGGAGUAUGAAUGUGUUCCAGGUAUGACAGAUGAGGCGACAAUCAACUUGAAUAUAAACCAUCACAUAAGUCUUAACGAUGAUAAAUGGCUCAUUAUAGGUACCUGCGCCGUGGACUUGGAUUGCGAGUACGGAGGAACUUGUGAUUUGACUACAUUGAUGUGCAUGUGUGCAACUGGGUACACUGGUACAACCUGUGGAACAGGUGCCUGCGCCGUGGACUCGGAUUGCGAGUACGGAGGAACUUGUGAUUUGACUACAUUGAUGUGCAUGUGUGCAACUGGGUACACUGGUACAACCUGUGGAACAGGUGCCUGCGCCGUGGACUCGGAUUGCGAGUACGGAGGAACUUGUGAUUUGACUACAUUGAUGUGCAUGUGUGCAACUGGGUACACUGGUACAACCUGUGGAACAGGUGCCUGCGCCGUGGACUCGGAUUGCGAGUACGGAGGAACUUGUGAUUUGACUACAUUGAUGUGCAUGUGUGCAACUGGGUACACUGGUACAACUUGUGGAACAGGUGCCUGCGCCGUGGACUCGGAUUGCGAGUACGGAGGAACUUGUGAUUUGACUACAUUGAUGUGCAUGUGUGCAACUGGGUACACUGGUACAACCUGUGGAACAGGUGCCUGCGCCGUGGACUCGGAUUGCGAGUACGGAGGAACUUGUGAUUUGACUACAUUGAUGUGCAUGUGUGCAACUGGGUACACUGGUACAACCUGUGGAACAGGUGCCUGCGCCGUGGACUCGGAUUGCGAGUACGGAGGAACUUGUGAUUUGACUACAUUGAUGUGCAUGUGUGCAACUGGGUACACUGGUACAACCUGUGGAACAGGUGCCUGCGCCGUGGACUCGGAUUGCGAGUACGGAGGAACUUGUGAUUUGACUACAUUGAUGUGCAUGUGUGCAACUGGGUACACUGGUACAACCUGUGGAACAGGUGCCUGCGCCGUGGACUCGGAUUGCGAGUACGGAGGAACUUGUGAUUUGACUACAUUGAUGUGCAUGUGUGCAACUGGGUACACUGGUACAACCUGUGGAACAGGUGCCUGCGCCGUGGACUCGGAUUGCGAGUACGGAGGAACUUGUGAUUUGACUACAUUGAUGUGCAUGUGUGCAACUGGGUACACUGGUACAACCUGUGGAACAGGUGCCUGCGCCGUGGACUCGGAUUGCGAGUACGGAGGAACUUGUGAUUUGACUACAUUGAUGUGCAUGUGUGCAACUGGGUACACUGGUACAACCUGUGGAACAGGUGCCUGCGCCGUGGACUCGGAUUGCGAGUACGGAGGAACUUGUGAUUUGACUACAUUGAUGUGCAUGUGUGCAACUGGGUACACUGGUACAACCUGUGGAACAGGUGCCUGCGCCGUGGACUCGGAUUGCGAGUACGGAGGAACUUGUGAUUUGACUACAUUGAUGUGCAUGUGUGCAACUGGGUACACUGGUACAACCUGUGGAACAGGUGCCUGCGCCGUGGACUCGGAUUGCGAGUACGGAGGAACUUGUGAUUUGACUACAUUGAUGUGCAUGUGUGCAACUGGGUACACUGGUACAACCUGUGGAACAGGUGCCUGCGCCGUGGACUCGGAUUGCGAGUACGGAGGAACUUGUGAUUUGACUACAUUGAUGUGCAUGUGUGCAACUGGGUACACUGGUACAACCUGUGGAACAGGUGCCUGCGCCGUGGACUCGGAUUGCGAGUACGGAGGAACUUGUGAUUUGACUACAUUGAUGUGCAUGUGUGCAACUGGGUACACUGGUACAACCUGUGGAACAGGUGCCUGCGCCGUGGACUCGGAUUGCGAGUACGGAGGAACUUGUGAUUUGACUACAUUGAUGUGCAUGUGUGCAACUGGGUACACUGGUACAACCUGUGGAACAGGUGCCUGCGCCGUGGACUCGGAUUGCGAGUACGGAGGAACUUGUGAUUUGACUACAUUGAUGUGCAUGUGUGCAACUGGGUACACUGGUACAACCUGUGGAACAGGUGCCUGCGCCGUGGACUCGGAUUGCGAGUACGGAGGAACUUGUGAUUUGACUACAUUGAUGUGCAUGUGUGCAACUGGGUACACUGGUACAACCUGUGGAACAGGUGCCUGCGCCGUGGACUCGGAUUGCGAGUACGGAGGAACUUGUGAUUUGACUACAUUGAUGUGCAUGUGUGCAACUGGGUACACUGGUACAACCUGUGGAACAGGUGCCUGCGCCGUGGACUCGGAUUGCGAGUACGGAGGAACUUGUGAUUUGACUACAUUGAUGUGCAUGUGUGCAACUGGGUACACUGGUACAACCUGUGGAACAGGUGCCUGCGCCGUGGACUCGGAUUGCGAGUACGGAGGAACUUGUGAUUUGACUACAUUGAUGUGCAUGUGUGCAACUGGGUACACUGGUACAACCUGUGGAACAGGUGCCUGCGCCGUGGACUCGGAUUGCGAGUACGGAGGAACUUGUGAUUUGACUACAUUGAUGUGCAUGUGUGCAACUGGGUACACUGGUACAACCUGUGGAACAGGUGCCUGCGCCGUGGACUCGGAUUGCGAGUACGGAGGAACUUGUGAUUUGACUACAUUGAUGUGCAUGUGUGCAACUGGGUACACUGGUACAACCUGUGGAACAGGUGCCUGCGCCGUGGACUCGGAUUGCGAGUACGGAGGAACUUGUGAUUUGACUACAUUGAUGUGCAUGUGUGCAACUGGGUACACUGGUACAACCUGUGGAACAGGUGCCUGCGCCGUGGACUCGGAUUGCGAGUACGGAGGAACUUGUGAUUUGACUACAUUGAUGUGCAUGUGUGCAACUGGGUACACUGGUACAACCUGUGGAACAGGUGCCUGCGCCGUGGACUCGGAUUGCGAGUACGGAGGAACUUGUGAUUUGACUACAUUGAUGUGCAUGUGUGCAACUGGGUACACUGGUACAACCUGUGGAACAGGUGCCUGCGCCGUGGACUCGGAUUGCGAGUACGGAGGAACUUGUGAUUUGACUACAUUGAUGUGCAUGUGUGCAACUGGGUACACUGGUACAACCUGUGGAACAGGUGUCUGCGCCGUGGACUCGGAUUGCGAGUACGGAGGAACUUGUGAUUUGACUACAUUGAUGUGCAUGUGUGCAACUGGGUACACUGGUACAACCUGUGGAACAGGUGCCUGCGCCGUGGACUCGGAUUGCGAGUAA